Molecule: messenger RNA, 1151 nt
Organism: Micropterus salmoides (largemouth bass)
Lineage: Eukaryota; Metazoa; Chordata; Actinopteri; Centrarchiformes; Centrarchidae
Product: collagen and calcium-binding EGF domain-containing protein 1-like
Molecular function (GO): calcium ion binding
Source: RefSeq, a predicted model, not a curated record
ACAAAUUCAAAGGUUAAAAAGUUCUUGACGUGACCUGUCAAAAGUACAGAGGAGGGAGAAAGUUAGUGCCUCCGCGGUGACACCUCGAGAAUGAAAAGCAGUUCAUUGAUGUUGGGCUACCCAGACGCACGGGGCGAGUGGGAGGGUCUGCCGUUGUGCCACACCACUUUACGCUCUGAAGCUGUAGCACUGAGGAGGGUAUCAUUACAAGUGUGGAUUACCCAGGUGACUGGACCGAUGAGAUGAUACUGAAACACAACAGGAGUCCUCUUCUCUUCACCCUCACCUGCAUGUACUUCUCAGGAGGUUUGCUUUGGUCCUACCAAGAAGAGGAUGCCAGUAACGGUGGAGAGUGCUCUGAAAAUAAAAUUUCUACAACAAAGUACCCCUGUGUGAAGUCGACUGGGGAAGUUACGACAUGUUACAGAAAGAAAUGUUGCAAGGGCUUCAAGUUUGUGUUGGGCCAGUGCAUUCCUGAAGACUAUGAUGUGUGUGCUGGCGCCCCCUGUGAGCAACAGUGUACUGACCAUUUUGGUCGAGUGGUGUGCACCUGUUACCCAGGCUACCGCUACGACCGUGAGCGCCACAGAAACCGAGAGAAGCCCUACUGUAUGGACAUUGACGAAUGUGCAGACAAAAACACGACCGUAUGCUCUCAGAUCUGCCUCAAUUCUGCGGGGAGCUACAGGUGUGAGUGUGAGAAAGGCUAUUUCCUGGAAGAAGAUGGGAAAACAUGCACCAAGGGGGAGAGAGCAGUGCAUCUCUUCGAGAAGUCUGACAAUGUGAUGAAUACAGGAAGUUGCUCAGCCACGUGUGACGAUUUCCUCCAGAUCAAGAUGUCUGUCCUGCAGCUUAAACAGAAGAUGGCCAUGCUGUCAAACAGUGCUGACGUCCCUGAGCAAAUGACCAGCGAGAAAUAGACGUCGCCCAUAUUUUUACCAGGGCCUCCCGGUCUCCCUGGUCCUCCAGGAGAUCCAGGACCAGAGGGCCCUUCAGGACUUCCAGGACUAUUGGGGCCCCCUGGGCCUUCUGGUCCCAGAGGCUUGAUGGGACCCAUUGGACCCACACCAGACCUGUCCCACAUCAAACGGGGCCCCAGAGGACCCGUGGUCAGUUAAUACAUACCUUUUUUUCACAGUUUUUAUAAAUAA